AAUAGAAGUAAAACAAGUAAAGGGCCUUGCAAAUGCAUUUAUGUACAUACAUCUGUACAUACAUAUGUAGAUAUUCAUAUGGGCAGUUUGGUAAUUGAUUUUUGGUGAAUCACAUGGGCUUGUCCAUUAUCAAGGACGGGUCUUAUCAUUCUCCACACUACCUGGACUUAUCAGCAACAUAUUAUUAGUGGUUAUCACCAACAUGCAUUGCAGAUUACUUCGGCUAAUAACAUUUUCUGGGUCAAUUUCCGUUGCCUCUAUAAAAUUUUGGACUAACAGACUAUUUGCGGCAUAUAUUGAUUUCGGGGAAUUGGCCAUAUAGAUGGAAACAUACUUCAAGUGCCCAUGGUGGUAAAAAAAUAAUUAUCUUGAGAUAGUAUCUAUAUACUGUACACGACUUAUUAAUAGUUUAAAGAAAACAAAGGUUGUUUUGAAUCUAGAUGUAUAGGAUUCUUUUCAUAUCCGGGUCUUGUACUUGUAUAUACUGUACAUGACUUAUUAAUAGUUUAAAGAAAUCAAAGGUGGUAUUGAAUCUAGGUGUAUAGAAUUCUUUUCAUAUCCGGGUCUUGUUCCCUUUAUCUGAGAGAUUACUGUAUGUUUGAAUGCCUGGCGUAAUUUUUGUUUGAUCAGUUGGUGGCUCUUUGAACUCGAUAUUUCGUUUUGACUUUAUUUCUCAUUUGGAACUCUGUCAUCAAAGUGUGAAGUGUGAUAAAAAUGACAUCGUCUUGGACUAAGCUGCCUUGGUCCUCCAGCCAGGUGCCGCCCAGUCAAGUGAUUCUGACCAUUUUCCUGUGCUUAGCCAUCUUUUUUGGCCUGGUUAAGCUCGUCGCCAUUCCGCUGCGCAUCGAUGACUUUGACAGCUUCAGACCAAAUCUCACUGAGGAUGUGCAGUCACCAGAUACCAGGUCAAGGAUUUGGAAAAUCUGAGAUAGACCCCUGAGCCCGGCCAGCAAUCAUCUGCGUUCUGUGGCAAUGUGGGAAUGCGAUGCCAGGUUGUGUGGGUGGCACAUCGGAGACCAAAGCUUGGCGCUGCGCUUUGCAAUUGCAAUUGUAAUUGCAAAUUAAUUAAAUUUAAGCAUGAACAACAUGUCAGACGGCCCUAGCGCCGUUCAAAUCCAAUUUACGAUGGGAAUUAAACGCAAUUUAACAGCGUAUUUGCUUAUCAUUGUAGUCUACUGAGCAGAUUCGAACGCUUUUUGAACGCCCGAUUUGCGUGGAGUGAAUAACAAACAAAAGUUUGCGAGUUUGCGAAUCGCGGCAAAUAUUGUGUCUACAAAUGUUCUAAUAUUAGAUCCAUUGCCAAUCCAAAACUAUUCCCAUGCAGUGCAGCGGCCAAUUGAAAAAUUACUAGACGAGCAAAAAAGAAAAUUAUAUAAUCACAUGUUGUUCAGUAGCACGAAUAUGAACGUGUGUAUAAUUCAUCCAGCAAUUCUGGCCUAGCAAUUCUAUUUUAGUGAUCUAUUUGAUAUCCAUGGUGAUUAGCUUUAUUCGUGCAAUUACGUUUUUGAGUAGUUAUCUUUGAAAAUUCGGAUUUUGUGGCGCACUCAGAUAACGCCAAAGAUAAUAAAACAUUAUAACACCAGACUGUCUCGUGAAAAAGGUAGCAGCUUGCGAAGAUAAUAACAACAAAAUAUAUUUUGUGACAUUGUAAAGCUUAAGAAAUUCUCGAAAUGAAUGUGUGUAGAACCCUUGACAUAAAAUGUUUUCCUCACCGUAACUUGAAUAGAUAAGAGCAACUAUGUUUUGCCUAAAAGUCGACCUAUGUAGUUUAAAUAGUUACUAACUAUAUAUAAUUUUAAGUUCCGAAGCUACUUUAAAGAGCUACAUUCAAAUAUGUUAAAUAAAAUUGAUUUUCUAAACUAAUUAAGCGAAAGCGCGCAAUGGAGCAUCUGUUAAUAGAAAUUAAGCUAAACUAAAUUUAUUAUUAUGUCAUUCAGUUAAUAGAGUGUUUUUUUUGCUGUCCUAUACUCAGACUAGCGUGACAGUCUAUUCAUCGUACUUCAACAAAUGAAAACAGAAAGACCAGUAACCAAAACCAAAACCGAAACCGAAACCAAACCAAUUGUACAAUUGUUUUGUUUGGCCGCUGUUCAUCUGCGGUCAAUAAAAUCAGCCACGCUCUGCGAUCCCGCAAAUAUUUCAAUUCA
Drosophila yakuba is the source of this 2147-nucleotide messenger RNA. RefSeq lists its product as uncharacterized. The coding region runs from base 715 to 927 and encodes 70 amino acids. The transcript has 2 exons. NCBI's taxonomy places the organism in Eukaryota, Metazoa, Arthropoda, Insecta, Diptera, Drosophilidae. The record is from RefSeq and is a predicted model, not a curated record.